Fomitopsis serialis is the source of this 2278-nucleotide messenger RNA. RefSeq lists its product as uncharacterized. The transcript has 2 exons. Bases 64 to 2169 code for a protein of 701 amino acids. The record is from RefSeq and is a predicted model, not a curated record. NCBI's taxonomy places the organism in Eukaryota, Fungi, Basidiomycota, Agaricomycetes, Polyporales, Fomitopsidaceae.
CUCAAUCUCGGCCGACGGGUGGCUUCUAUUGUGCGGAAAUUGGAUGAUCAUCGACGCUUCCUCAUGGCAAUUGCAAGUGGAGACCCGCGCGGUGUCAAACAUCUUAUCAUGCAGGGAUUGAAGGAGCGCGUGAGCACGAACGAGUUGAUCAAGCGCGUCGACGAGAGUAUCGAGGGGUUCUACCAUGCUCGUGGCUAUACCGCAUUUGACUUUGAUCUCGCGCUCCUCAUCCUGCGUCUUGGUGGGCGGAAACUACUGUAUGCGAUGAACCAAUGUCUUGCUAUUCCCUCGAUUCGCGCCCUACGACGUGCACGUCGAUUCACUCGUCUCAUGCCGAGCUUUGGUCGGCCAACAAUCUCGGAGGUGCGGUGGAACCUGUCGGAGGUGCUUGGGCCAAAGAUUCAGCAGUUGAAGGAUGCCAUCCAUCACGCGACGAACCCUCCGUCUUCAUCAGCUGGCCCAGAUGCAGCCUCACGAAAGCUGUAUGGCCGUACUGGUAUCUCUGUGUGCUGGGACGAAAUCUCGCAAGAGGAGGUUGCCUGCUACUUUCCACAUGCAGACUCGGUUGGCGGCUUGUGUCGAGAGCAUUGCGGCAGGGUUGAUCUCCGGCUACGUAGCUUCCAAAGUGCCGUUAACAUCGCGGAGGAUCUGGACAAAGGCAAGGUGCAUUUCGGGAAGGAGGUGUCCGUCCUGGCUGUUGCUUCCUUCGGAGAGGAUCUUCGGGGCGCAUUUCCUGUUGCUGUGUCACCGACGUGCAAGUCGGAAACACCUGAGGAGGGUGCCGAGAUUCUCCGGACGGUCUUUGCGGCUUGGAAGGAUGAUCCAGACCUCACCGAGUACCUUGGUCCCCUGUGGACGUUUGCGUCGGAUGGAGAUGCCGGUCGCCGUGCUAUGGUAUACAGCAUGCUCAUGGCGAAGAAGAUCGAUCUAUCGCACCCUUUGUACAAGAUUGUGGGACAUCUACCAGGGCUCAACCUCAAUGUAGGGGACGACGACAUAACAGCUGAUUUCGACUGGAAACAUGAGAUCAAACGUCUUGGCCGCCUCAUGCGUACUCAGGAUGGUAUUGUGAUCGGUGAUACCAUUGUCAACUGCCACACUAUGACUCGCCAUCUCUCACGCAUCCCGCAGUUGUCGGCUGUCGCUGUCGACCGGCUCAUGAACCCAUCGGAUUCUCAGGAUGUACCGCGCGCGAUUGAUCUCCUACGGGCAAUCUCGUCACUAUCAGCCCUUCCCUUGGAUGACUACACACCUACAGAGCUGCAGGAACAUCGUGCUAUCACCAUUGUGGGAGAGAUGUUGUCUGCAUUUGUCGACGCAUUCAUCUCGCCCGAAUGGUCUCUCACGCAGCAAGUCGUUUCGCUCAGCAAGUAUGCACACAUGAUCUUCGCGCUAUAUCGACAGCACCAGGCGAGCUUCAUGCCCCAUCAGCUCUAUGGCGACACCCAAACAACAGUCAAAAACGUGAUAUUCUGCAUUGCGAAGCAGCAGCUACUUGACGGCAACCAGCGCUUCUAUCUGUAUGAUACGGGCGACGAUAAGCUCGAGGAACUCUUUGGAAACGUGCGCAUGCAGGGCGGACACAACCCGAAUUUCUCUUUCAAGCAACUCGUGGAUAGGCUUGGCGCUGCUAUUGACAUUGACGCAGUCUUCACGGCACAUCCUGAACUACACCAGGGCUCUCGUCGCCGUAAAGUCACCCGUACUGAGCAUGCCGAUCAUCUGAAUCAUGCAUCGUGGACCGGCGAUACUGUUGUUGACAACGUGAACCUUCGGUCUGCGUGGGCGGAAGGUCGUAAAGCAGCUACAAAUUCACUAUCGAAGCUCUGCAUCGCACCCGGCUUCGACGUGCUGUUCCGAAGUUCAAGCAGUUCCAUUGACAUGCUUCAGCCCAUUCGACCAGGCAAGUUUCCUGGCGUCUCGAUGGAGCAGGAUCGAUCACUGGACUCGGAGGCGCCGGCGCCGGCGAACUCGCCCGCGACCAGGACUACUAGUACAGGGACGGCACCUGGCGAGUCCGAAUCUGAGCCAGAUAGUAGCUCAUCGAAUCACGUAGCACCAGGGUGCAACACACGUACGUCCUCGAGUGCAAGCCUACAGGGUGAAUCAUCGUCUGCGGGAGGUGUCAUUAACAACUCCGAGUCCGAGUUAGGUGAGUUGGUAAUGUAAGAUGUUGUUUCAAUGAAGCUCACCUUAGAGUCGCAGAUGCUCCAAAUGCAAUCAUUAUUGAGGAGGACACAGCGAUGAACACUCACAUGCCAGAUCUCAAUGCCUCUGG